Messenger RNA from Harmonia axyridis, 1784 nucleotides. RefSeq names its product histidine-rich glycoprotein-like. NCBI's taxonomy places the organism in Eukaryota, Metazoa, Arthropoda, Insecta, Coleoptera, Coccinellidae. The record is from RefSeq and is a predicted model, not a curated record. Bases 188 to 1459 code for a protein of 423 amino acids. The transcript has 4 exons.
AUGCCUAUUAAACCUGAUAAAAGACAUGAACGAUACGCAUAUAACUCCAUGGUUGUUGCACCGGAGCGAAAAAUAGAAGGAUUGGUUCAUCUCCUACCGCUGCAUUUUUUCCAUAAAUGUGUCAGAUAUAAAAAACAGAUCUGAGGUAGAAACUACAGUUCGAAUCUUACUGUUCAGUGUUUUAACUAUGGAGUUAUGGAUUCACAUAGCAUUGUUUAUCUUCAUUCAGAAUUUCGUACAACCAAUCAAAGUUGACGAUUCAAAUUCCCAAUUCCUAAUCGUUGAAAACCCUGUGGAUAGAUAUCCGAAAGAUGAACUGGUACCCAGCAGAGAGCAGAAUAAUAUUCAUUACUACUCAUUCUCUUCUAAUAAAUCCAAUCCUAGAAUCAAAUCCAAGAAAAAGUUUUCCACUAGUAAUCCAAAUACUAAAGGCAUCAAUUUGUUAGGACUGAAGAAUAUAGAGGAGAAGGUUAAACAGGGUGGAACAUUAUUGUCUCCCUCAGUUAAGACAACUCCCACUCUUGCUCAAUUCCCAGUAUAUAGCUCGCAAUCAAAUAAACAAAACGUACCGUCUUUCAGCAAUCAGCCAAUUUUCAGGUCAACUGAGCAGGAUCGUCCAUCAACAGCACAUUCUUCAAAGAAACAUACUCACGUAAAGUUACCAACCUUCCAAAAACAGAAUUCUAUAUAUUCUGAUCAUACAGCCAAUAGUCAGAAAUCUUCAAAUAUAGAGAAUACAAUCAGCAGACCAAAAACUUCAGAUUUUCAUCAUCCAGAGAAAGCCGUAUACGAAUAUUUCUCUCAAGAUCUGGGAGAUCUCAUAGAAAAUGCCAAACAAUUGGAACACCCUCAAGUCGGUAGAUCUAGGAAGCACCGCAAUAGUGAAGAUAGCAUAGGCCAAACAAGCGAUAAUUAUGAAGUAGAGGAGUAUCCAGAUCACCAACCGUACUUGGAACACGAUGGAGAAUACCACGUUUACCAUGGUGAAAAGAAGAAAAAGAAAGAGGUCCACUACCAUCAACACAAGCAUCUCCACGAGCACGAUCACAAUCAAAAACAUAAUCACAACCACCAAGGCGAGCAUCAUCAUGAUCACAGACAUGAUCAAAAACAAAAGCACACUCAUUUGCAUGGUCACGACGAUAACCACUGGCAUGAUCACCAUGAAAAAGGACAGCAUCAUCACAAAUCACAUCACAAUCAUGAUCACCAUGGUUCCCACGACCAUAAGCAUUCUGAGGAUCACGAUCACAAGCACGAUAAUGAACAUCAUCAUGGACAUGAAGAUCACCACGAUCACCAUGAAGAUCACAAGAACUGGCAUAGUCACAAGCAUCACAGCGAUCAUGAUCAUCGUCAUGGUCAUGAUCAUAAGCAUAAUGCGAAACAUGGACAUGAUCAUCACCAUAGUAAUAAACAUAAGCAUAAUCAUCAGCACAAGCAUGCAGGAAAGCAUUGAUAGUUUAAGAGUUUUAAAAUUUUUUACCUAUUUUUUGUUGAAAUGAUUUUAUUAUUAUAUUUACAACAAUUUACACAAUGUUCUUGUGUUAUUUUUUUUUACAAUGAAUUAGAGAUAUAAAAAUUAUUCAAUUUCAAUUAAAAAAAUGACUUAUCGUCAGAUAUUGAAUGACUAAUUUAUUAGAUGGAAAUUAAAUCUUGAAUCUUGAAAAUCCAUAAAAUUAUAAAACAAAGCAAUUUCCAUAAAUAUUAUUUUAUUUUAUUUAUAACGAACUUCCACCAAGUAAAGACCGAAUACAUCAAAUAUGAAAUCUCCAAAAUAUAAA